This is a messenger RNA of Lasiodiplodia theobromae, 1368 nucleotides long. RefSeq lists its product as uncharacterized. Lineage: Eukaryota; Fungi; Ascomycota; Dothideomycetes; Botryosphaeriales; Botryosphaeriaceae. The record is from RefSeq and is a predicted model, not a curated record. The transcript has 2 exons. Bases 1 to 1368 code for a protein of 455 amino acids.
AUGACGGACAGAAAGCGCCGCAGCGCGCUCGACCGCUUCCUUGACCCAUCACCGCGCUACCCGUCCCUGUCACCCGACAUCGAAAUCGGACCCGAUGGCAACGCCAUCGUAGACACAAGCAAUGGCGUCGACGAGGUUUAUUUCCUCUCGAGCCAUCCGAUCUCCUACAACGGCCCUCUUGAAGGUGUACAGAGCAACGACGAGCAAAUUGACAACUACGUCAGCCAGUUCCUCAUCAAAAAGGUUAAAUACCGACCCGAAGCCAAAGCUAAAGGCUUGCAGGAAGACGAUGGCUCUACCGAAGCUGAGACCGAAGCCGACAGUGUUGAGGACGAUGACGACACUGACGAAGACAACCAGGACAGCUCCAGUCGAGACAGCGGCGAAGUUGCGCAACCUGACAACAUCUUCGACACCCAAGCCAGAAUCUGGCGUAUCAUCCUCAAGCGCCGCGAACAUGCCGCCAUCGUACAGACCACCGAGGCUUUGAACCAGUCACUGCCCGUCAGCGACGCCUGGCAGACGCACCUCCUCGUCAACGCUACCAUCAGGAAGAUCAUCUAUAGCCUGGAGGGCAAGUCAACCCCAACAAUACCUGUUGAGAGCCUCGAGUCCGUCAACCCUUCAGCUCUGACUCGCCCCGACGGAGGUGGCCUCCUCAUCACGCCAGGCAUCCAGGUCACCGACGACGAUUUCAUCCCGGUCUUCAUCCGCUCGGCUCACAAGACAUCCUCCUUCGCCACCUCCACCAGCAACGGCAUUAGCAGCAGCAGUAGCAACUACAAGCCCGACUACCGUGGCCCCGGCACCGCAUUCGGAAAGCACCCUCUAGCCGGUGGCUAUUACGAACCUGAGGAGGAGGACGACGACUCCAACGUCACCGUCCACGCCUCCCUCUGCAUCCCCUGCCUCCGCGACCUCUACGUCGGCGCCGCGAUCCCCGAGAUUGCCACCGACACCACCACCACCGUCUUCCCGAAUGCCGCGAGCAGCAACAAUUCUGCCGACGACUGCCAGCAAAGCAGCAGCACCUCAGGAGUAGCGGCAAACCCGGAACCAGGGCAAGAUCAGGACAACAUGCCCGGCUUCGCUGAACCCGGACUCGAGUGGCCCGCCAGGGCAUCUAGCAGCAACAACACCAACGGCGGCGGCGGCAGUGGCUGGAAUGCCUUGAACUCGAAGAAGACGGAGGAAGGCGAUAGCAGCAGCGGCGAUACUGGUCAGCAGCAGCAGCAGCAGCAGCAGAAGCGUUACCCUGCUUUCGGUAUCCCGCAGCUAGAUGGCAUUGGCGAGACGCAGAGCGGUACUGGAGGCGGCGGCAGCUCUGGACCCAUUUCGAGCGGUGGUCUCGGAUGCGCCAUCAUGUGA